Messenger RNA from Penaeus vannamei (Pacific white shrimp), 1104 nucleotides. NCBI's taxonomy places the organism in Eukaryota, Metazoa, Arthropoda, Malacostraca, Decapoda, Penaeidae. The record is from RefSeq and is a predicted model, not a curated record.
AUGACGUCUUCAUCCGGAGAAGAGGCCACGUCGUCUUUAUCCGGAGAAAAGGCCACGUCGUCUUUAUCCGGAGAAGAGGCCACGUCGUCUUUAUCCGGAGAAGAGGCACGUCCGUCUUUAUCCGGAGAAGAGGGGGGUGAGAAACGACCAAAAACGACCCACAGAAACGACCAAAAACGACCCACAGAAACGACCACAGAAAGAAACGACCAAAAACGACCACAGAAACGACCAAAACGACUCCCACAGAAACGACCAAAAACGACUCACAGAAAACGACCAAAACGACCCACAGAAACGACCAAAAAACGACCCACAGAAACGACCAAAAACGACCCACAGAAACGACCAAAAACGACCACAGAAACGACCAAAAACGACCCACAAAACGACCAAACGACUCACAGAAACGACCAAAAACGACUCACAGAAAAGACCAAAAACGACCCACAGAAACGACCAAAACGACUCACAGAAACGACCAAAAACGACCAAAACGACUCACAGAAACGACCAAAAGACCGACGAGACUCACAGAAACGACCAAAAACGACUCACAGAAACGACAAAAACCCGAGACUCACAGAAAACGACCAAAACGACUCACAGAAACGACCAAAAACGACUCACAAGAAACGACCAAAACGACUCACAGAAACGACCAAAAACGACUCACAGAAACGACCAAAACGACUCACAGAAACGACCAAAAACGACUCACAGAAACGACCAAAACGACCUGAACGCCAAAAACGACUCACAGAAACGACCAAAACGACUCACAGAAACGACCAAAACGACUCACAGAAACGACCAAACGACUCACAAAAACGACCAAAAACGACCCAGAAACGACCAAAACGACUCAAGAAACGACCAAAACGACUCACAGAAACGACCAAAAACGACUCACAGAAACGACCAAAACGACAGAAAGACCAAAAACGACCAAAAACGACCACAGAAACGACCAAAAAUGACUCAAGAAACGAGACUCAAGAACGUCACAGAAACGACCAAAACGACUGUCACAGAAACGACCAAAAACGACCAAACGACUCACAGCCGAGUUGCACGACCCACAUCAAGUCGUCAAUCCUGUGA